AUCGCGCCGAGCCAGCGCUCUCCCUCUCUUGGUCCCAGUACUUCCUGGGAAAUGGAGUCCAAAUUUUCGCAAAACGUGACGCUCCAGUUAUCCUUGAGACUCCAUUCCCCAGCAAGCUCAGCGUGUAGUGUGCGUUAUGGAGCCGCGAGUUGCAGAACUGAAGCAGAAGAUUGAGGACACGCUGUGUCCUUUUGGCUUCGAGGUGUACCCCUUCCAGGUGGCAUGGUACAAUGAACUCCUGCCUCCAGCUUUUCACCUGUCCCUACCAGGACCUACCCUGGCAUUUCUGAUACUUAGCACACCUGCCAUGUUUGACCAGGCUCUCAAGCCCUUCUUGCAGAGCUGCCACCUUAAACCGCUGACUGACCCUGUGGACCAAUGUGUGGCCUACCAUCUAAGCCGUGUUAAAGAGAGCCUCCCAGAGCUGCAGAUUGAAGUCAUUGCUGACUAUGAGGUGCACCCCAACCGACGCCCAAAAAUUCUUGCCCAGACAGCAGCCCACGUGGCAGGGGCUGCUUACUACUACCAACGGCAAGAUGUGGAAGCUGACCCCUGGGGGACCAAGCACAUAUCAGGAGUUUGUGUACAUCCUCGAUUUGGGGGCUGGUUUGCCAUCCGAGGAGUAGUGCUGCUGCCUGGGAUAGAGGUGCCAGAUUUGCUGCCCAGAAAACCUCAUGACUGUGUGCCUACAAGAGCUGAUCGCAUAGCUCUUCUUGAAGGCUUUAAUUUCCAUUGGCGUGACUGGACUUACCGGGAUGCAGUGACACCCCAAGAGCGCUACUCAGAAGAGCAGAAGGCCUACUUUUCCACUCCACCUUCCCAACGAUUGGCCCUAUUGGGCUUGACCCAGGCCUCAGAGGAACCUAGCUCUCCAUCCCCUGACAUUCCCUUUAUCACACUCACCAAGAAGUCUCAGAAUCCCAGCAGAGCCACCCGAAGCUGGCUUAGCCCUAGAGUAUCACCACCUUCAUCCCCUGGCCCUUGAUACCUUCCUUCUCUGUGGGACCCCUAUUAAUGGUGGUACUUAGUAGAACUUAAUUGGUUUUGGCAAAGCAAAAGAGAUUUG
Otolemur garnettii (small-eared galago) is the source of this 1066-nucleotide messenger RNA. RefSeq names its product methylmalonic aciduria (cobalamin deficiency) cblC type, with homocystinuria (gene MMACHC). The transcript is spliced from 4 exons. Gene Ontology annotation, molecular function: cyanocobalamin reductase (cyanide-eliminating) (NADP+) activity; demethylase activity; FAD binding. Gene Ontology annotation, biological process: cobalamin metabolic process. Bases 137 to 985 code for a protein of 282 amino acids. Gene Ontology annotation, cellular component: cytoplasm. NCBI's taxonomy places the organism in Eukaryota, Metazoa, Chordata, Mammalia, Primates, Galagidae. The record is from RefSeq and is a predicted model, not a curated record.